This is a messenger RNA of Coregonus sp. 'balchen', 6572 nucleotides long. The record is from the annotation of a GenBank genome assembly. Lineage: Eukaryota; Metazoa; Chordata; Actinopteri; Salmoniformes; Salmonidae.
UGUACUUAAAGGCCCAUUUCCAGCUUGCAAGAAGCGAAAGUAAAUAGGAAUUUAUUGCAACCAAAAUACUCUGAAACUGGUUGAUUGUACAGUAAUUACGUUUUUUCAUUCUGAACACACAUGAUGUUUGUCGCGACAGAAUGCACCCAAACGUCUUUCAAAGACUUUACCCUGAUUAUGGUGAGUUAACUGACAUGCUGCCUCUGUAUUUAUGCUCUAUCAUUGUGUCUCAUUGGUUUCAACGUGCGCUGCAUGCUGCUACUACAAUGUCUAUUCUACUGUAUUGUAUCUAACCAGAUGUCACAUUAUGUCUGUCUACAGCCAGCAAUCUCUGUUGGAAAUGUGGGGCAGCUCGCAGUGGACCUGAUUGUUUCUACGCUCAACAUGUGUCGAGUCGGAUACAUCCACACUGACUGUCUCAUCCCUAUGGCAGGGAACAACCCUUAUGCUACAUUCGCUGAGAACGCCAACGACCUCAGUACCAAUGCAGAAGGUACACUAAAUAUACAAAACAGUGGAGGCUGGUGGGAGGAGCUAUAGGAGGACAGGCUCAUUGUAAUGGAAUAAAUGGAACAAUAUCAAAGAUAUCAUAAAUAUGGAAACCAGAUGUUUGACUCUGUUCCAUUGAUUCUAUUCCAGCCAUAACAACAAUGAGCCUGGCCUCCUAUAGCUCCUCCCACCAGCCUCCACUGAUACAAAAGUAUGUGGACACCCCUUCAAAUUAGUGGAUUCGGCUAUUUCAGCCACACCCGUUACUGACAGACGUAUAAAAUCUAGCACACAGCCAUGCAAUCUCCAUAGACAAACAUUGGCAGUAGAAUGGCCCGUACUGAAGAGCUCAGUGACUUUCAACCUGGCACCUUCAUAGGAUGCCACCUUUCCAACUAGUCAGUUCGUCAAAUUUCUGCCCUGCUAGAUCUUCCCUGGUCAACUGUAAUUGCUGUUAUUGUGAAGUGGAAACAUCUAGGAGCAACAACGGCUCAACCGCGAAGUGGUAGGCCACACAAGAUCACAGAACGGGACCGCUGAGUGCUGAAGCACGUAGCACAUAAAAAUCGCCUGUCCUCGGUUGCAACACUCACUACCGAGUUCCAAACUGCCUCUGGAAGCAACGUCAGCGCAAGAACUGUUCAUCAGUAGUUUCAUGAAAUGGGUUUCCAUGGCCGAGCAGCCGCACACAAGCCUAAGAUCACCAUGUGCAAUGCCAAGCGUCGGCUGGAGUGGUGUAAAGCUCGCCGCCAUUAGACUCUGGAGCAGUGGAAACGCGUUCUCUGGAGUGAUGAAUCACGCGUCACCAUCUGGCAGUCCAACAGACGAAUCUGAUUUGGCGGAUGACAGGAGAGUGCUACCUGCCCCAAUGCAUAGUGUCAACUGUAAAGUUUGGUGGAGGAGGAAUAAUGGUCUGGGGCUGUUUUUCAUGGUUCGGGCUAGGCCCCUUAGUUCCGGUGAAGGCAAAUCUUAACGCUACAGCAUACAAUGACAUUCUAGACAAUUCUGUGCUUCCAACUUUGUGGCAACAGUUUGGGGAAGGCCCUUUCCUGUUUCAGCAUGACAAUGCCCCCGUGCACAAAGCGAGGUCCAUACAGAAAUGUUUUCUCGACAUUGGUGUGGAAUAACUUGGCUGGCCUGCACAGAGCCCUGACCUCAACCCCAUUGAACACCUUUGGGAUGAAUUGGAACGCCGACUGCGAGCCAGGCUUAAUCGCCCAACAUCAGUGCCCGACCUUACUAAUGCUCCUGUGGCUGAAUGGAAGCAAGUCCCCGUAGCAAUGUUCCAACAUCUAGUGGAAAGCCUUCCCAGAAGAGUGGAGGCUGUUAUAGCAGCAAAGGGGGGACCAAUUCCAUAUUAAUGCCCAUGAUUUUGGAAUGAGAUGUUUGACGAGCAGGUGUCCACAUACUUUUGGUCGUGUAGUGUAUGUAGGGAGUGAAAUAGGGUAGCUGUCUAUGUAACAAACUGAAAUGUUAAUGAUCAUAAUAGUCAAUAGUCAAUAGUCAUCGCUGCAGUCACAUUGACAUGGAAUAUGAUUCUCUCCUCUCUUGAACAGUGUACUCUUCUCCAGAGUUGAGGUUGGCAGUUCUUCAGAUCAGAACCCCAAUCAUCCAGGUAACGUAACAGAGGUCAGCUUCAUUUAACCCAUUCUAUGUGAAAGAGUUAAUAUACCAUAAGCCUUAAAGGGGAAGCUCUUCUGGGCCUUUAACACUUACCUGGCUGUUUGUCAGGACCCCAGACAGUUUUUAGGUUCAUUGUUUGACUAUUUACAUCUGUUUUUUUAUAUCAAAAUGCUGAAUUUCUGAAAUUACCUCAAAUGCAUUAAAAACAGUGUAUUUAUUGUUACAUAAAUAACGAUUGGUGUCUCAGCAUUGAAUUGCCAAAUAAAUGUGUUUAUGUAUAAAAAACAAAGACCUACUUCGUGUGCAAAUGUCUUCCAUAUAAAUCUGGUAAAAACUCUCCUUCAUGGUUCUAAAAUGGAUAAUUACAGGAGGCGAGACGAAGGAGCGUCUUACUAUUGGUCUUCAAGAAAGGAAAUCAGAACGAAAGGAAGUAAACAAAGAUGGUAGCUAGCCAGGCUAGCAGUUAGUAGUCUCUGAAGUAAACAAAGAUGGUAGCUAGCUAGGCUAGCGGUUAGUAGUCUCUGAAGUAAACAAAGAUGGUAGCUAGCUAGGCUAGCGGUUAGUAGUCUCUGAAGUAAACAAAGAUGGUAGCUAGCUAGGCUACCGGUUAGUAGUCUCUGAAGUAAACAAAGAUGGUAGCUAGCUAGGCUAGCGGUUAGUAGUCUCUGAAGUAAACAAAGAUGGUAGCUAGCGGUUAGUAGUCUCUGAAGUAAACAAAGAUGGUAGCUAGCUAGGCUAGCGGUUAGUAGUCUCUGAAGUAAACAAAGAUGGUAGCUAGCUAGGCUAGCGGUUAGUAAUCUCUGAAGCAAGGCUAAUAAUGUUAGUCGUAGAGUAGCUGAGCGAUGUUGGCCAAAAUAAAGUGCAUUAAUGUUCCGCUCUGAUACAAAUACACUACACAUUUCCACUCUUUUCCUGACCGCUAUGGCGCUUUGUGUUAGGCAUGGCUGCAGGCCGUCCCACAUCCUGCUUAUGGUGUCGAUACGACGCCUGAAGUCACCCACAGCCUAUUAUGUUUGUUCUGGUUGGUACGUUGUAAAGGAGGGUGGUCACGUGUAUUUGUGAUUAGAGAACCACUGGUUGGAGCCCAGUAAAGGACCCUACGCAAACAGAGCAACGGAGUGUCGUAUACUGACCGCUCCAAAAUUGGAGCCCCACUAAAGUAGAAACAACGCUGCGUAAAGUGUGUAGCAACCUUAAGGGGACGGUGGAGGACGAGAAGCUGUUAGUUCACUGACGUUGGUUUCACAUGGAUAUGGUUAUGCUGUCCAAAUCAGGGUUUUUAACUUGGGAGAGGAACAGUGCAUUUUUUACUAUCAUAUAAAUCAAAGGUCCUUUCUGUUGCAGACAAAGUCCAAGAAGUUCUGUAAGCUGAUGGUGUCUUGGAUCAAAGCCAGUGGUUUCUCCAGAACUGUACUGCUGUCCAGCAGUCAUGCUUACCAGAGGGAUGAUCAACAGCUACUGGGGUAUAGAACAACUAGCUACCUUUUUUAUAUGGACAGAAUUACUCUAUUCAACUAGUAUUUUUUACAUUCCAUUUGUCACAUGAAUAUCUUGAGUGCGUGGCAGAGAGCUCUGACUGACAAAUCCUACAUAAAAUAUAUAAAAAGUAUUUGGAUAUCAUUGUCCGACAUGAUGAAACCCUUGCUGGCAGCUCUCCGCUGCGUUACCUGCAGACUCCAUCCAUGCAGAAGGUGACUGGGGACAGGCUGAAGGAGAUGGAGUGGCGGGAGAUGGAGACAGUAUCUGCCUUCCCUGGAGUUACUGACUCAGAGCAGCGCCUCUAUAUACCUGGAGGGGGCGCCACUAAAGGCCUCUUCACUGACAGGUACAGAACAGACCGAGGGGAAUGUAGGUAGAAGUCACCUCUGAACACUGAUACGGGAUCAGAUUUGUUUUUACCCCUAUGAUGGUUAUGGUUAGGAGUAGGGGUAAGGGUGAUCUGAUUCUAGGUCUGUGGUUAGGGGGACAACUUCUCUUCUAUCUUGAAAAACAGGGGAUGGGAUAGUGGGUGGUGAUGACUUCACAAUCAUAGACAUUACUCAACUGGCUGUAUCAUCUUCACACAUGCACUGUGGAACUCUGAACACUAAAUCUGAUGUAGAGGAAUAUGCUUACCCUGCGCAAAAAGUUAACUUAAAGGUGCACUAUGCAGAAAUUGCUCCGCCAUUUUCUGGUUGCUAAAAUUCUAAUAGUUCACCUAAUUUCCCUUUGUGACUAAACAGGCAGGUACAGUGGAGAGAACCAUUGGACCAUCUAAACUGCUGUGAAAUAUAUUUUCCAUAACCAAAAAUAUUGUAUUUUUCGGAUGUUUGAAGCUGGUGUACCAAACAGAAAGUUAAGAGGCAAAAACUAAACCUAAGAAUGGGAAGUAUAGAAAUAGCGCACAUAGAACAUAUUUAUAGCUUCUUAGACUUGCUUUUAAUGAGUAUGACAGAUCUAUAACUCAUAUUUCUAUGUGAAUUUGGUCAGGUCGCCCAAAAAGUAACAUAUUGCAGCUUUAAGGUUUUUUCCAUGUUGUCUCUGUGUUCCAGCUGUGCUGAGGACAUUCCUAUGGCGGUGGUGCUGAUCUUCUGCUCUGAAGGAGACAACAUCCCAGACGCCUUCACUCUCCUCAACCACCUCAACACCUGGCUCCACCUAGUGGACGCACCUGUAAGUGCUACUGUAUGAACACAGCCAUAUGAUGUUAUGGUUGCUUGUGUAUGUAUUUACAUUUGAGUUAUUUAGCAGACGCUCUUAUCCAGAGCAACUUAGUCAGUGCAUUCAACUAUGUUCAGUAGGGAAAAAGAAGUACGUCACAUCGGCACAAUAUAUAUUAAAAAAUAUGUAUAUAUAUUUUUUGUGACGUGCCGAAUACAACCGGUGUAGACCUUACUGUGAAAUGCUUACUUAUGAGCCCUUAACCAACAAUGCAGAGUUUUAAAAAAGUAAAGGAAAAAUAGUACCACAAUAAAAUAACAAUAACGAGGCUAUAUACAAGGGGGAACCAGUACCGAGUCAAUGUGCAGGGGUAUGGGGUAGUCGAGGUAAUUGAGGUAAUAUGUACAUGUAGGUAGAGUUAUUAAAGUGACUAUGCAUAGAUAAUAAACAGAGUAGCAGCAGUGUACGGUAUGUGUGUGUGGCGUCAAUAUGCAUACAGGGAAAUUCUUGAGGGAAACCUGUUUUCGUUCUUCCAGAGAUUUGAGACUUGGACGGAGGUUCACCUUCCAGCAGGACAAUGACCCUAAGCAUACUUCUAAAGCAACACUCGAGUAGUUUAAGGGGAAACAUUUAAAUGUCUUGGAAUGGCCUAGUCAAAGCCCAGACCUCAAUCCAAUUGAGAAUCUGUGGUAUGACUUAAAGAUUGCUGUACACCAGCGGAACCCAUCCAACUUGAAGGAGCUGGAGCUGUUUUGCCUUUGAAGAAUGGGCAAAAAUCCCAGUGGCUAGAUGUGCCAAGCUUAUAGAGACAUACCCCAAGAGACUUGCAGCUGUAAUUGCUGCAAAAGGUGGCUCUACAAAGUAUUUUAUUGAGUUUGGGGGGGUGAAUAGUUAUGCACGCUUUUAUUUCUUGUUUGUUUCACCAAAAAUAUUUUGCAUCUUCAAAGUGGUAGGCAUGUUGUGUAAAUCAAAUGAUACAAACCCCCAAAAAAUCUAUUUUAAUUCCAGGUUGUAAGGCAACGAAAUUGGAAAAAUGCGAAGGGGGGUGAAUACUUUCGCAAGCCACUGUAUAUACGUACGGUCACUGUGGGGACGAGGUCGUCAAUGCACUUAUUAAUGAAGCCGGUGACAGAUGUGGUGUACUCCUCAAUACUUACGUAUUGAGCGCGUCACUGGUACUUCCUGUUUUGAGUUUUUGCUUGUAAGCAGGAAUCAGGAGGAUAGAGCUAUGGUGAGGGAGAGCUUUGUACGUUUCUCUGUGUGGAGGUAAUCGACAUUCUUUAAUUUUUUCUCUAGUUGCCUAGGUGACAUGCUGGUAAAAAUGAGGUAGAACACAUUUCAGUUUCCCUGAAUUAAAAUCCCCAGCCACUAGGAGCGCCGCAUCUGGGUGAGCAUUUCCUGUUUGCUUAUGGCCCUAUACAGCUUGUUGGUGGUAGAUAGACAGCUACGAAGAAUAUAGACUGUCUUAGUAGAUAGUGGGUCUACAGCUUAUCAUGAGAUACUCUACCUCAGGCGAGCAAAACCUCAAGACUUCCUUAGUAGUAGACCGUGCACCAGUUGUUGUUGACAGAGAAACACACCACCCCCACCCUGAUCUUACCGGAGGCUGCUGUUCUGUUUUGCCGAUGCACGGAAAAACCAGCUAAUUGUAUAUUCUCCAUGUCCUUGUUCAGCCAUGACUCUGUGAAACACAGGAUCUCAGUUUUUAAUGUCCUGUUGAUACAUGGCUAUUCCAUCCUUUAUAGGCCCAGACGCAGCCAAAGUGGAGGAUACCAGCGUCAUGGAGGCUUCUCUUUGGCAGUGGCAUCCCCCCUGCUCUC